AUGGCAGACGAAGGACUUGAAGGGUCUUGUGUUUGGACUACCAAAUCAUGUGAUCAGCUACUGCUUAUCCAGACAGCACCUGACUGUGGGUACCACACAGAACAUACAGCUCAGAACGAUGCUCUGGAGCAGAAUGGUAAUGUGCAUAUUCGCUGCCUGGAUGUUGAUUUGUCAUCCCAUGUAAAACAGCUGGCUUUAGAUGCACCUGGACAUGAUUUAUUUAAGAAACCUUCAGAAGUGGAAUACAAUGAUCCGGGAGGUAAUGCAUUCAACAGUUUUCUCUUUCAUGUUGUUCAAAUGUUGUUUUGUUUUUUUCCUUUUUUGUUAGUAGAAUAGAACAGAUUAUGAGCGUUCAGUAAUAAGUGCACUAUAAAGGUAUUUCAGAAUUAGUAACGUGCUACAGACCUUUCUAGGUGCUUAUUACUUAUUCCCUUCUAUGUCAGGGGAUUGUGGUUUAUGAUGUGCCCUCAUCCUAUGCACACAAAAUGGAUCAAAAUCUGCUUUUAUUAUUUAAAGGCUCAUGCGUAUUCUGCAGCAUGGCACAGUGGCUGUUAGCAGAAUGAUCCCCAUGAAUCCACUUCUGUACACUUCUCAAUGACCAGAAUGGUAGACCUUCACUCUUCAAUUAUAACUUAACCCCUUGUAGUCCCAUGUCGGAAUAUAUCCGACAAAAUAGUUUAUAUCCUGUGGUCCAAAGUCGGAUUGCUCCCUAGAGAGUAGCGCUGAUCCUCCGUGCCAGGUGCUGCUGUUAUGGGCAAAUGCAAAUAUUACAAGUUUUAGAAUGAAAUGUUGUAUUUCUUAAACUGUGUACUUUGUCUUUAAGAGAUAUUGCAAACUGACAAGGUGUUAGAAAUGGAACAUAUUGUUUUUCAUAACUGUUUCUUUAAGCAAUAACCUCAGUGCAUAAUAUGUUUGCGCCAUUUUGUCCCAGACGAAAUACAAUAAUGCAUAAACAAGCUUCAAGGCUAUGCUACGACUCUUUCAGUACACAAUAUACUGUGGUAACCUUAAGUAGAUAAGGAUGUCCAGACUUUAAGAUGCCAUCUUGAACUAAGUCAGGAAAAUUUCCAUGACGUAUGCACCUUUAGUUAUGGCCUUGUAUGUUUGCCAAAUUAAGGGAGGUCCUUAAAUGAAUAAAGUAAAAGAAGUGUUACUUUUUGCACAUUUGAACUACAGUAACUCUAAAAUGGAGACACCUAAGGUAUAAAUAGGUGUACUUUUAAAUGUUAAGAAACAGAGGAGAGACUUGGAGACAGACGCUGCUCCAUCUUAAAAUGACAGAGAGGCUGACAUGAUGACAUGUUCAGAAGGGUAUGUUAACCUAGUAAUGAUAUUUGCAAGCAUGUAAUUUAAUCUUAUAUACUCUGCUAUAAUGGAUUUUAUAUUUAUAUUUUUAUAUAAUAAAUAUCCAAAAGACAAUCUUGCUUCCAAGACAAUCCUUAUUUUAUAUUGUAUUCUCAAUUAUUUAUAUAUGUUAAAUAGAGAAUCUCUUACACUAUAUAAAAUUAUGGCUAAGAUAUCUGUAUGGUUAGCCCUACUAAGUUCUAUGCUUUAAGACAUUAUAGUGGUAAAUAAGGGAACCAGCCACGGUUACACUGCAAAGGUGUGUGUGAUGCACACAGACUGGAAGGUUAUGGUGCUGGAACACAAGCACAGGUUGCAUUCCACCAGGAGAUUGCGGAGCUCUGUUCGCAAUACGAUAUCCAAUUCCGGUGUAAAUUGUUCAAUUUAAAAAAAUAAAUUAGACCUGUUGGAGCUCUUACUGAAAAUAUAUUGUACCGCAAAGAGUUAAUACAAAUAAAACCAAAAUUGUUUCAAAAACUCAGUAUCUAUUUUUUAGCAAAUCUGUUUACCACAAUGUCUUUCUGUAUAUUAUGCAACUAUAGCCUGUUGUGUACUGUCUUGUGGCACACAUGAGUUUCCUUUUUUUUUUUAUUUUUUUUUUUGCAAUAUUAUUUUUUUUAUGCUUAUGUUUACCAUCCUCAUUUUUCUUUCCUCAGAUGUAUGUUUAUUGUCCCAGGAUUUACUUACAGACACUAUUACCUCAGAGCCUCCUAACUAUUCUCCCAGGAAGGGAAAUAGGUCCCAAAGCAGAAACGUUGCCUCCAGUACAGAGAGAAUUCUUCAAAUCGGAAGAUGCCACCAGUCCAGACAGGAAAAUCUCAUGUGUCCUAUUUGUCACCAUGAAUAUAAGUCUCCUAGUGAACUCAAGGAACAUUUUAAAAGCCAUACAUCUCCCCAUACAGACUUUAACUGCUGGGUGAUCAGUUGUCCCUUUACUACACAUAACCGCAAGAACUUCCAGGCUCAUCUGAAGCAAGAACACCAAUUAACACCUUUUACCUGCUCCCAGCGCACCUGCAAACUUCUAUUCCCAAGCCAUGAUGAAAUGUUACUGCAUUCCCGCAACCAUUUCCCCUUUCACUGUAAACGCUGUGACUUUGUCAGCUCUAACGUAAAAAUCUUCACCCAGCACCAUAAAACGCACCCCAGGGACGAGGAAACACAGUCUGGCAUAGAAACACUGGAGUCAAUGCUGAAUUCUUCAGAUCCAGCUGAAAACCUGGCUCAGAACAUGAUACAGACAGGUAAGUAAACAAAGUGACAGACACCGCCACCACCACCUCAAAAUCUUAUGCUACUUAUUAUUGUUAAUUUUUGUUUCCUAAAGGAUCAUUUUAUAUUUGUGCAUUGAUUUGGUUUUAGGUUGCAUUCUAAAAGUGUGUUUUAGUUUUAUACAGUACACAUGUGUGGUUUGUGCUUUUGAGUAGGUACACCUGGUCUCUUAGCAGCAAUAUUGAUUUACUCAUUCAAUGUCUAUUUAAACUACAGCAGUUAAUAAGCCAGUGAUAUGUCAUUUUGCUAUUAUACAAAGUUUAACAUAACAUCUGCAUUUAUUAUUUUUUUUUAAGAUACAGGAGCUAGUCAGGGUUCAGUAGCGGUGGAGAGGCCUAAGAAACAGAGAAAGUCUGCAGUUCUAAGUGGACAGGUUGCAGGAAGCCACAGUGAUGGGGAAAGGGAAUCUGCUCGAACUGUCAAGAAAAAAGCUACAAAAUCCAAAACUGCAGUCUCUGCCAAGACCAAGGAAUUUAAAGGUACAGUUAUGGGGUGAGAAGUGAUGAAUUGCAUUUAGUACAAGGAAGAUCAAACUUCUGUCAAUAACAUUGCAGGCACAGAAAUCUCAUAUUAUUAGUAUACUAUACAAUGUCUUAAAAAUGAAAGAAAUGGUACACUGGACAAAUAUGUCAUCAUUAUAGGAUUUUUCAAUUCUACUUUUUGGAUUGCAGUAAACUCUGUGUGGGAAUGAGAACUGUGGAAAAGAUUACAUACAGGGUGGGGGUUGCUGACCUAUUUAGAUUUAGAGAUUUCUAAAAACACGAAGCUGCCAAUCAGGACCUAACUACAGUUCUUCUAAUAGUCAAUGACCAGAAGAUUUAAAUUUUUUUUUUAAAAAACCCUCAGUAGUUGUAUUUUAUUAAGAGAGCUCAGUAGUUUGUACAUAUGACGUUUGCACUAGUUCCCAUGUAAUAUUUUAAAGGUUAUAUGUGAGCUGUAUAUAGAGGGCUUCUUAAGUCGUAGGUCAAGAUACCCUGCUAGAAAACAUAUCUUCUGUGGAGAAUUCUGCCUCUAUUUUGGUUAUUUUCGGUCUAAAACUAGCAAUUCCAAUGUCACCUGAACAAACAUCUAUUGAAUUAGUUAAUAACCUCCCUUAGAUGUUAUAAUCGCUUGCUUGUCUGGAAAAAUAACACCACAAACAUGUGUUUUCCUUUCAGGGCAUGUAGAGAAAGGAAAAGAGCACUUGUUUAAGACACACAUGUGUCCCGAGUGUAAACGCUGCUUUAAGAAGAGGACCCACCUAGCAGAGCACCUUCAUCUUCAUUUUCCCGACCCUAAUCUUCAAUGCCCCAACUGCCGCAAAUUUUUCACGAGCCGCAGCAAACUGAAGAUCCACAUGAUGAGGGAGUCUGGAGAGAAGACUCACCGCUGCCCGCUGUGUGAUUACUCCUCUGUGGAAAGUAAUGCUCUUAACCGUCACAUGGCCAGCAUCCACGAAGGGGUGUCCAACUUCUAUUCAGACACCUACUCUUGCCCAGUGUGCAAGGAGACCUUUAAACUGAGCCAGUCUCUUAAAGACCAUAUGAAGGUACAUGCAUCACAGCAGAAGAUGCUUUCAUGCUUCCAAGAGGGUUGUAACCAAGCCCUCUCGGACCGUAAAGAGUUCUUACGUCACCUUAAGGAAGCUCAUGGCAUCCGAGGUGUGGAGUGCCAGUACCACGCUUGCUCACUGCUCUUUAAGUCGCAAGAAGAGAUGGAGCAGCAUCGGAAGAUUCACUAUGCUUUCCAUUGCCAGGAGUGUGACUUUGCCUGCUCAAACAAGCACGCUUUCCGCAAUCACAAGAAGAAAGGGCAUCCAGGCAAGGAAGAGUUGUCCUGCCACUUCUGUCCUUAUAAGAGUUUUAACCCUGUGGAGUAUGCAGACCACAUAGGGAAGAUGCACGCUAAUGAGAAAAUUCACCGAUGUGGGGAUUGUGAAUUUGCCACUGCACACAAAAGAGUUCUCAUCCGCCAUUUGUUACUGCACACUGGUAAGAUGAAAAAUUAUAAGUUUAACCAUUUAAUUUCAAGCAUGUCGCAUGCCGGUCUACCCUGCGAGAAAACUGUCUAAUUUUUUAUAAUGGUUAUUAUGUGUGAUGUUUUUUUCUUUUUUCUUUUUUUCUUGUUUUAUAGGAGAGAAACCUCAUAAGUGCAGCCUGUGUGAUUUCACCUGCAGAGAUAUCAGCUACCUCUCCAAGCACAUGCUCACUCAUUCCAGCGAAAAGAACUAUAUGUGCAGCGAGUGCGGCUACAUCACCAAGUGGAAACACUAUCUCACCGUGCACAUGCGCAAGCACAGCGGGGACCUCAGGUUACUGCAGUCAGACCACUUGUCGCAAACAGUUUUUUAUGCCCUUCCUCUGUGUUCCUAUUAACAAAAACCUUUCAGUGUUUUAAAGAGACACUUAGCAUCUUAAUAUGAAAAUACAUUGUACCCAAAAAAGUAGUUCCAUUUCAGAGAUCUGGUGUUAAAACCAAAAGUUCAUUGUUCAGGGGGAGUAAUGGCAAUGGGGUAUUUGUGUGGAGUGCGUUGGUAUUAACUGAAACCUAUAAUUUUAUUAUAGGUAUCAGUGUAACCAGUGUUCCUAUCGCUGUCAUCGUGCGGAUCAGCUGAAUAGCCACAAACUACGUCACCAGGGGAAAAGUCUCAUCUGUGAGGUCUGUGGAUUUGGCUGCAAGCGUAAAUACGAACUCCAAAAACACAUGCAAACAAAGCACUCCCAAUCCUGCCAGACACCCAUGUACCACUGCCAGCACUGUACCUACCAGACCAAAUACAAGCAAGCACUGCUAAAUCACAACAACUGCAAACACACCAAACAAAGGGAGUUUCGCUGUGCCCUCUGCACGUAUCGUACCUUCAGCAACACUAGCCUCUUCUUCCACAAACGCAAAUCACACGGCUAUAUCCCUGGGGAUAAGGACUGGCAGGAAAAAUAUGCCACCAAGCAGCAAGAGAUCAACCAGUCUGACACGUUGUUUCCGUACAAACCAGAGGAAAAUUCCCAUAACAAACAAUCUCUCUCCAUUGUCCAGAAACUUUACUCGCAAUCAUUGACUGCUCAGGGGCAAAGUGACUUGAUGGAACAGGAAACUGAAUGUUUACAGGUUGGUGAUCUAAGUGAGACAAGUGGAGAUGGCCAAGUUUCAGUGACCACUGAAUCCCUAUUGGCAACUAUGACAUUGGAACCUGUUGAAGCCUGCAACAUAAAGAUGGAGAGUUUUCCUGCACAACUUGAACUGUCUACAUCCACUGAUCUUUUGCCCAAUGACUCUUCGGUUGAGACAUUGGGUGCUUGUGAAAACUCUCUUCCUACAAAGGAUGCAAUGUUAUGUUUCUCUGAAACCUUGGCAGUGGAAGACAAUGAUAACUGUGGACAGGAGUUUGAGGAAGAGCCAAACCCACAGUCCAUAGAUCAAGCCAAGCUAGGACACUGUCCAACUGCUCAGUACAACCAACAAACAAUGCUGUGUACUCUUGGUGACAAAUAUGAAGAGCUACAUGUCCAUGCUGGUACUACUUUAGAUCUCCAGACUGGAGAAAUACCAGUAGAGGUCCAAGAGUCUUGGGUAGAAGCUAUAAAAGGUGGAGUAGAAUUAACCAUUGUAUGCGAGUCCAGUGGGCUUCUGCAUAAUGAUGCCACGGAAACUGAAGGUUCUGCCACAUCUCUAGAAGAAAAUAGUAGACCGGAUUCUGUUCUUAAAGCUUUAAGGAAGCAGGACAGAGAACAAGCGGAGGCACUUGUGUUGGAGGGCAGAGUUCAAAUGCUGGUUGUCCAGUCCAGUGCUCAAGUUUACAAAUGUGAGAAGUGUUCCUAUGUCACUAAGAAGGAAGAAAGUAUGUACCAGCAUGCCAAAACUGCCUGCCAGGUGCACAGAGACUCACUAGUAUGCAAAGAAUGCGGUGCUUGCUUCAAACAGCAGAGGGGGCUCAACACACACAUCAAGAAGAAGUGCCCAGUUAUACUCAAGAAGAAAAAAGCUGUUCUAAAGACUUCUUCUACAUCUGUAGGGACUGAUCAACAAGUGUCCAGUAGCAGUUUGCCCCAAGAGAAUAGUCAUGGAGAUGAUAUAAUAAAUAUGGUUUCGGCUUUGGACACUGUUCAGGAAUCUCAAGGGAUGGACAUUUCAGAACACAGUUUAGAAGACGUGGAGACAAUAUCUUCUUGUCAAAAUUUGGUUCAAGAGGAAUUCAAAGAAAACAUUCCUGAAAAAUGUGUUUUGUUAGAUAAAGGUGAAAUAGGAGUUUUAUUUUCACCCCAUCUCACAGGAGAAAGCCACGAUAACGUAUCUGCUCAGGAGAAUGGAAAAUACAGAUAUGAGCAGGGGAAGUUCCAUUGUCUGGUUUGUUCUUUUUCCUGCUCUAGAGAAUGUACCAUUAGUUGCCAUGUGAAGGAAAACUGCAAAGGCUUAAAAAGGAUCAUUUGUGUCCAGUGCCCUAAGGUGCUACUGUCUGAGGCAGCCUUGAGAAAGCAUCAAAAGGAGAAACAUCUAAAACUGGUUGAUCAGGAUAAAGACCAGCUGUCAGAGUGCUCUGCAGAUGAUGGAAGCCAAAAUCUGGAGGAUGUUGAGGAGAAUAUGGAAGUUUUGGGUAAUGGAAAUUACAAAUCAAAUAAUGACACUGAGAGUGGCUGUCGACUUUCUUGUCCCACCUGUUCCUUCAAGUGCUCCCAAGACAGAGCAAUGAGGACACACAAGAAAAGGGGCUGUUUGAAACCAGGGGAGCUUCACUGCCCCUUGUGCUCCUUUCGAUGCAUGUCUGUGGCAGCCUUGAAACGUCACAGAGCAUUACACCAGAAGUACACGCGUAACAGAAUUCAGCUGCAGUGCAAGCAAUGUGAUUUCAUCUGCAAACAGCCACGAUGCAUGAAACAACAUGUUCGGAUCCGCCAUGAAGGUAUCAAACCUCAUUGUUGUCCAUACUGCGAUUUCAGUACCACCAGACGUUACAGACUGGAUGCUCACGUGUCCAUGCACACUGGGGUUGGCCGUAUAUCCUGCAGUUCCUGUAGUCGUACUUUCGGGACUAACUCUAAGCUGAGACUCCAUCAACGCCGUGUUCAUGAGAAGAAACCCACCCACUUCUGUAAUCUCUGUGACUAUAGUGGCUACAGCCAGAAUGAUAUUGCACGCCACAUGGGAAGUUGCCACAGUGGUGAACUUGCCUUUCCUUGCUCAGUUUGCCAGGCAAGCUUCAGUUCCGAGGCGGCACUAAAGCAGCACAGCUUGCGGAAGCACCAAGAGAAAGAUAUCCAUGAAUGUCCACAGUGUUCCUUUACCUGUCACAGCAUUUCCACUCUUAGAUGUCACCUCCAGAAACAUCAUCUGCAGUUAGAGUGCAGCAUCUGCAAGCAGUCAUUCUCUCGACGUCUAGAUCUGGAAGAGCAUCGCAAAUCCCACUUUGCCCACCACUGCCAGCAAUGCAAAUAUGCAGCCAAAGAUAGCAAGCAGCUGGUGCACCAUUACUCCAUGGAGCACGAGAAUGUAACAAAUCCUGGCUGCGAGGGAGAAGAGAGUUUUCUCCAUUGUCCAUUCUGCUCAUUUUCUUGUCGCCACCAACUGGUUUAUGACCACCACGUCAAAGGUCAUGGGGGCACUAGACUGUACAAAUGCACAGAGUGUGAUUAUACUACCAGGAACAAACAGAAGAUCACUUGGCAUAGUCGCAUUCACACUGGCGAAAAACCAUACAAAUGCCAUCUCUGCACCUACGCUUGUGCAGACCCUUCACGUCUCAAAGUAAGUUUUUUUUUGUUUGUUUUUUUUUUAAAACACUUUUUAUAUACUAUGUGUGAUGAUGUAUUUUAAUUUAAUUUUUCUAAGAAUAAUAUUUUUCAUGGCCCUGAUAUCAUCAGCCUUCAUAUUGCAUGGUAUCAAUCAAACUGUGCAUUUUGGAGAAUAAUAUACACAUUAAAGGACCACUAUAAUGUACAUUCUCGUUUUCCUGGCACUAUAGGGUCCUUGGGUCCCCUUCACCCUCAGGGCCCCCCUCCCGCCGGGCUCUAGGGUGAGGAAGGGGUUAAUCCCUUACCUUUUUUCCAGCUCCGGGCUCCCUCGGCCCUGGGGACUCUCCUCCUCCUUUCCCGUCAUCGGCUGAAUGCGCAUGCGCGGCAUGAGCUGCGCGCACAUUCAGCCAGUCUCAUAGGAAAGCAUUCUGUAAAAUCACAGUGAGAAGCGCCUCUAGCGACUGUCAAUGAGACAGCCACUAGAGGCUGGAUUAACCCUAGUGUAAACAUAGCAGUUUCUCUGAAACUGUGAUGUUUACAGCAGAAAGGGUUAAUCCUAGAUGGACCUGGCACCCAGACCACUUCAUUAAGCUGAUCCUUUAAGUAAUAAUGAUGGUAUAAUACUCAUGAUUAUUCACCAAAACUUAAAAUUGGUGAAAAAUUGGCAAGAGAACUGCACAUUUUAUCCAAACUAGAACAUUUCUCUAGCUUAGCUGUUUCGAAUUAUAAUUUUCACUGCCCUUGACAUCAGUCCUGUGAUAGUAAGUAAUGGACAAUUCUAUAGCUAGGUGGUGGAAGCCAGCUUUUUUUUUUUUUUUUUGCUGUACAAAUUUCUGUCUCAUUUUCCAUGUUUUUUAAAGGUUUGGGAUAACCAUAAUCAAUAAAUAAACACAGAAAAAUGAAUUAAAAGAAAAAAAGUAUAUAGUACAGGUUAGACAAAUUAUAUAAACUGAAGUCUGAUAUCCUGCCUGUCACGUGGGAAUUUUGGAGAAUAUGCCAGUAAUUUAAGUGAAAUAACAAAGAAUUUGUCUUACUAUUCAUGUUGCAUGUUAUUUUUCCUUAAAGCAACACUAUAGUAUCGAGAACACAAACAUGUAUUCCUGACACUAUAGUAGUGAAAUUGCUAUUUAGGUGACCUGCUCCCUUUGAAAAGAUGACUUUUUUCCAGCGUUGUGCUGGUCUCACUGCAGCUUUCCCUGCCUCAUGAAAUAUGACGAUCUUAGCCAAAUCAAUGCUUUCCUAUGGAAUUGAAAAGCUAUGGGAGGCUAUUGACAUGCGCGGCCAAACGCUGCGUCUAUCAGCAUUUCCUCAUAGAGAGGCAUUGAAUCAGUGCAUCUCUAUAGGGAACAUUUCUGCACACUGUGCAGCACUGACUCAGGAAGUAUCUCAAGUUAGUCACUAACCACUAGAGAUGUUACAAGGCAGCAAUGUAAAUAUUGCCUUUUCCCUGAAAAGGUCGUGUUUACAUUAAACCCUGAAGGGAAAGGUUAUAGAUACCAGAACAACUACAUUAAUCUGUAAUUAAUGUUAGCUUAAGUUUGUUAAAAUCUUCUUGUAACGAAACAUUGAAUUCUCUCUCACAGUACCACAUGCGGAUCCACAUGGAUGAGAAGAAAUAUUUGUGCCCAGAAUGCGGAUACAAAUGCAAAUGGGUCAAUCAGCUGAAAUAUCACAUGAGUAAGCACACAGGUAAUAAAAUGUGCUUGUAUAUUCAUAUCUUAGGUUUUUAUGUUUGCAGCAUCUGCAGGUAUUGCUAAUAAAUACACAGAUACAUUACAACAGGAAUUUCUUCUGACAUUUUACAAUUCAAUAGAUAAAAUGUUUAUCUUUUAUUAUUUCAUCUGUUUUAUUAUCCUCUCGCUGACAUACCAUGCCCCCAUUUAAUGUAUUCUCUUUCUGCUGUGUAAAUACAGUUUUACUUUCCCCUUUGAAUCAACAAUAAAGACCCUCUCCUCCCUCCCCCCACUGCUCAGCUCAAAACAAGUGGGAGCUCUACAUUUAAAAGGGGAAAGAGGGAAACAGCGCCUUGAUGAUGUCCUCCAAGUAAAAAUAAAUCGGGAGAUAGGACAAACAAAAAAAGGAAUAUAGUGUAGUAUGGUAAUAUUGGUGUGGAGGAAAAAAGGAAGAAUUGCACUUAGUGUUUGGAGCUAUAAACUAGCUCCAAUAGUUGUGUCUGGGCGGUACAAUCCCUGCCUGAGGAUAUAGACUUGAUAUGACUUGGAGCAAAAAUAGUUUGUGCUCAUUCCAAGGGCAUAGGUGGUAUGUUCCCCACCUAGGAAAUGUAUGUCCCAAUACCAGGAUAAUAGGAAGAUUCAGAUGUUAUAUCCAAAAACUUUGUUUGAAAAUAAAGUACUAAAAAUAAAAUAUCCUGACACACUAAAACUCUUCACCCAGUAAAAUAGGCUUUUUCAAAGUGCUACAGGUGGUGGGGGGGACCUUCGCUGUUUAUAUAGUAGGAAUAGCAUUUACAAAAAGAAGUUGUGUGACCGUCCACUAAUUAACUUCAGGAGAGUACAAACUGAGUAAUAACCAGUGUAGAAUAAAAUAGGGGAAAUCUAGACUUCAUAGGAUAAUACAAUUUAAAAUAAUACAAUUUAAAACAAGGUCUAUGACACAUUAAGAACAAGGGGAAGGUGAGGUGUACCAAAAUGGCCAGAAUAAUUUUAUUUCUCAAUGUUGGCACACAAUAUUAUAUAAUAAAAAUUGCAAAAUGCCUUUAAUUAUGUUUUCAUUUGCUCCAUGCAGGUUUAAAGCCAUACCAGUGUGAAGAAUGUGACUACUGCACAAACCGUGCAGAUGCUCUUCGUGUACACAGAGAAACACGUCAUCAGGACAUCCGUUCCUUUAUCUGCGAGCAGUGUGGCAAAGCAUUUAAGACUCGUUUUCUGCUGAAAACCCACAUGAAGAAGCACAGUGAGGACAAACCAUAUAUUUGCAAAGUGUGCCAGAGCAGCUUUCGUUGGCCAGCGGGCUUACGCCAUCACUGCCUCACCCACACCAACCAGCAACCCUUCUUUUGCCAACACUGCUCUUAUAGGGCCAAGCAAAAGUUCCAGGUCGUUAAACACAUACAAAGGCAUCAUCCGGAUUGUCCAGACAUCUCCAAAGGAGUGGGAAAGGACCCCAUCUUAUUAAACUCCCCCCCUCAGGAUCCCGUCGACGCUAGCAUCCACCAGUCAACCCAGACAAUAUAA
This is a messenger RNA of Pelobates cultripes (western spadefoot toad), 11515 nucleotides long. NCBI's taxonomy places the organism in Eukaryota, Metazoa, Chordata, Amphibia, Anura, Pelobatidae. The record is from the annotation of a GenBank genome assembly.